AUGUUCAAAAGACUAAAGGCUCGGAAGUCGUCUGUGAAGAGGAGCCCAGGUCUGGUCCACGAUGAGCCGCCAGAGAACUUGUACUGCCGACCUCACUUUCUGCACCAGGCUCCGGGAGAAACAAGCCUGGACCAAACGGUCAGACCGGUCGUAUUCCCUCCCAGAAACAAGAAGUUACCGUGGAGUACCGGCUAUGCGGAGGUUGUAAAUGCAGGCAAAAGUAUCUUCAAUGAAGAUCAAGCAACAUGUAAACAGCUCAUCCUCAAAAACAGAAUUAAUAUUGAUGAAGACUGGGUCUUUCUGUGCCCAAGUGAAGAACCACAAAACCAAGAGAUUAUGGCUACCUACUGGGGGUUAUUUGAUGGGCACAGUGGCCCUGUGGCUGCCAUCCAGGCAUCCAAACAUCUGCAUCACUGCAUCAAGGAACAACUGGAGGAAAUCUUUAAUGUAAUCAGCAAACCUUCAACAACCUCACCCCCAAUCCACCUCAUGGAACAGACAGGAAAGGAGAAUGAGAUGAGCUACUCAAGGGAGAAAGAGAUCUGUAUUGAGAAUGUAGUGAGAGGAGCAGUGGAGGUCGCUUUCAAAAAAUGUGAUGAACUGAUUGGCCAGUACCAGAUAUCGGAUAAUAAAACUGGAGGAUGUACUGUCCUCGUGGUUCUUCACUUGCAGGGCAAGCUCUAUGUGGCCAGUGCUGGAGACAGCAGAGCCAUUGCAGUGCAGAAGAAUGAUGUUAUCCCUCUCUCCAAUGAGUUCACAGCUGUCACUGAGAGGCAAAGGAUUCAACAUCUGGCAUUCCUUAAGCCUAAGUUACUAGGUGAAGAGUUUUCAAGGUAUGAGUUUCCUCGCAGAGUGAAAAGAAGUGACAUUGGAAAGAAGAUAUUGUACAGGGAUUACUUCAUGUCUGGCUGGGGAUAUAAGACUGCAGAAGAAGAUGACCUCAAAUACCCUCUUGUGCAUGGAGAUGGCAAACAGACUCGUGUGAUGGGGACUAUCGUGGUCACACGUGGACUGGGAGACCAUAAGUUAAAGGUUUAUGACACGGAUCUCUGCAUAAAACCAUUUCUAUCUUGCAUUCCUGAGGUGACAGUUUUUGAUCUAGGACAACAUGAAUUUGGACAGAAGGAUGCUCUGAUAAUGGCUACUGAUGGAUUAUGGGAUGUCAUGUCUAAUAAAGAUGUAGCAGACAUCACAGAGAAAUUUUUAGAUGAACGGAAACAGGACCCUAGCAGGUACACAAUGCUGGCCCAGUAUCUUGUACUUAAGGCAAGAGGUGUUCCACACAACAAUGACUGGAUUCUAGAAGAUGGCAGCUUUGCCUCACUUGAUGACAUAUCAGUGUUUGUGAUUCCACUCUGCCAUUUAGGAGGCACAGCACAGCCAUCGACGUGAGAUCUACGGCAUACUUGUGGGUGUUUCAAACUAACUUGAAGAAUGUUUGAGUAUCAUUGGAGUGAAAAGAAGGGAAGAAAUCCUUCAACCUUCACCUGUGUACUCAUUUCCACACAUCAAUCUGAUCUUGUUUAUAAUUAGCACCAUGGCUCAUGCACUGUUUUACUAGCUAAAGGUAAUGUCACAUCAGAGUAAAGGGGCAGAAGCUACUGGCAGUCGACAGCUUUACUUAUCUGGGCAGUACUCUAUCACGAGCGGUGAACAUAACUGCAGAGAUCAGCAACAGAAUUGCCAAAGCCAGUGCCGCCUUUGGGAGACUACGUGAGAAUGUAUGGGAGCGGAGAGGACUCAGCCUUACCACCAAGCUGAAGGUCUACCGAGCAGUGGUUCUCACCACCCUCCUCUAUGCCAGCGAGACCUGGACUGUCUACAGCAGACACGCUAAACAGCUCAACCACUUCCACUUGAGCUUCCUCCGCAGACUUCUCCACGUACGAUGGCAGGACAAAGUCCCAGACAUGGAGGUCCUGGAGCGGGCUAGCACCCACAGCGUCUACACCCUCCUACAGAAAGCCCAAGCCAGAUGGGCUGGCCAUGUCGUCAGGAUGUCUGACAGUCGACUACCAAAACAUCUGCUGUAUGGAGAGCUGAGCCAGGGCAGGCGCUCAGUUGGAGGGCAGAAGAAACGUUUCAAAGACUGUCUCAAAGUGUCCCUCAAAGACCUCAGCAUCAAUCCCAGUAGCUGGGAAUCGCUUGCUCUGGAACGCCCAACCUGGUGGAGCAGGACCACUAAAGGAGUGUAUGCAGCAGAAAUCAGACACACCACAGAGGCUCAGAGGAAACGCGUCACAUGCAAGGCUCAAGCUACCUCCACUUCCACUGCAGCACCUACCCUCAUGUGUCCCACAUGUAGACGAGCUUUCAGGGCCUGGAUUGGCCUCACCAGUUACCGCCGGACCCACAGUCACAAACCCUCCACCUGACAGAAGUCCUGGUCGUCUUUGACUCCGAAGGAUGAACAACUCAUUUGCUUUUUCUCAUAUCAACCUGAUCUGGUUUGUAAUUACCACCAUGGUUCAUCCACUGUUUUACUAGAUAAAGGUAAUGUGUACUGUUAGUAAUUCAGAAAUACACUUAUCUGUACAUCUCAUUCCAGCCUGGUUCAUCUUGUCUGUUCUCUCCCUAACUGCAAUAUAGUGAAUGGGUAAUGUGGAAAUGUUAAAUGGUACUGAUGGGAAUUGUUAAUAGGAACACUGCCUGAUGUUUUUUUAACCACUCUAACUCCCCACGUUAACUUGUAUCAGUGCCCUGUAAAGCAAUGGGACUUGAGGUUUACAGAGGCCAUUGUAGUUUACUGUUUCUGUUAUGCUGUCUCUGGAAAAGAAUAAAUAUGAUGCAGCAUUAUAUAAUCUAAUUUUGGAAUUUAGUGUACUAUUUAAUUUUGAUUAACAUGUUUGGGACAAGGUGGAAUAUGAAUACCUCUGCAACACUGCCCUGCGUGUGACGUUGGGCAGUGAAGCUCAUAAGAUUUAAAAGAAACACAGCCUUAUACAGGGGGCUGUGUCAUUUGUGGGCAGCGGAGUGAGCCGAGAACAAAGUGAAGGCUUAAAGGCUUUGGCUCAACGGGCUUAGGUGGGAACAGGUGAGGCAAGGUAGGUUUAGGUUUCAAUUUUUCCUGUUAUUUGAGGAAAGGGGGAAUUAUGAAUGUGAGGGCAGCUUGUUGUUCGUGGUGUCGGAUGUGGGAGGUCCUGGAGUCUCCUUGCCUCCCGGACGUCCACAUCUGCACCAGGUGCGUCGAGCUGCAGCUCCCAAGGGACCAUAUUAGGGAACUGGAGCGGCAGCUCGACGACCUUCGUCUGGUCAGGGAGAGUGAGGAGUUACAGGCAGGUGGUCACACCGGGGCCACAGGAGGCAGACAAGUGGGUGACGGUUAGGAGAAGGAAGGGGAAGAGUCAGUUACCAGAGAGUACCCCAGUGGCUGUACCCCUUGACAAUAAAUACUCCUGAGUGCUGUUGGGGGGUACAGCCUACCUACGGGGAAGCAACAGUGGCCAUGCCUCUGGCACAGACUCUGGCCCUGUAGCUCAGAAGGGUAGUGAAAGGAAGAGGAAAGCAGUAGUAAUAGGGGAUUCGAUAGUUAGGGGGUCAGGUAGGCAAUUCUGUGGACACAGUCAGGAGACCCAGAUGGUAGUUAGCCUCCCUGGUGCCAGGGUCCAGUGUUACGUACCCCAUAACUGGGUGCCUACUAAGUGCUGAUGUAGUUAUGGUUGUGUGUGUGUGUGUGUGUGUGUGUGUGUGUGUGUGUGUGUGUGUGUGUGUGUGUGUGUGUGUGUGUGUGUGUGUGUGUGUGUGUGUGUGUGUGAGUGAGUGAGUGAGUGAGUGAGUGAGUGAGUGAGUGAGUGAGAGUGAGUGAGUGAGUGAGAGAGAGAGAGCGAGCGAGAUGUAACAGCUACAGUCAGGCAAACCUUCCUUUGCUUUCUUAGUCCGUCAUAUCGGUGUGGUCAUUCAGUUAUGACCUCUCCGUCCUUCUGCUAGACUGUUCUUCUGUGGUGGACUCGUCACUCUGGCAUGAGUGGACACACACACACACAAGUCCCCACCGGCCCUGCUUUACACUGAUAGCCUUAAUGACCAACCUCCUGGUUCAGUCUUCGAAGCCCCCACCUUUCUUGUGGGUUCCAACACUCAAUCAGUGUCCACUGGCGUGUCUGGAGGGUGUCUCUCCAGACCUGUCUUUUUAUCCCUACUCACGGGGACUCAGCUAUCCAUCACUCCUGAAUGACUGUGUCCAUCAAAUAAGGUCACUCCUUCAGUCUACUGAGGAAUGUUUAUGAGCAAACUAUUGUCCUUGCAGCGAAACAGUAAAUAAUUCAAAAAAGGAGUCACAAUACGGUUAAUCAGCAAUUUCCCCCUCUCUCUUAUCUGUCGCCGAUGUUCUUGCUUGUUUUUCCGUCUCUCUUUCUCAUGGUCAGCAUAGUAACAGUAAUAGUUCGUGUUUCUCGGGGGGGCGGGGGAGAUUGUUAACUCUGUACCCCAUUGUCCAUCAGCUAUCCAUCACUCCUGAAUGACUGUGUCCAUCAAAUAAGGCCGCUCCUUCAGUCCACUGAGGAAUGUUUAUGAGCAAACUAUUGUCCUUGCAGCAAAGCAGUAAAUAUUUCAAAAAAGGAGUCGGCAAUCAGCAAUUUCCUCCUCUCUCUUAUCUGUUGCCGAUGUUCCUGCUUGUUUUUCCGUCUCUCUUUCUCAUGGUCAGCAUAGUAACAGUAAUAGUUUGUUUCUCGGGGGGGGGGGGGGGAAGAUUGUUAACUCUGUACCCCAUUGUCCAUCAGGUAUAUUCAUCACUCAUAACACCAGGAUGUUUCUGAUCGUGUCCAAGAUAUCCUGAAGUGGGAGGGUGAGGAGCCAGAGGUCGUGGUUCAUAUAGGUACCAAUGACAUAGGUAGGAAAAGGGAAGAAGUCCUGAAAGGAGAAUAUAGGGAGUUAAGAAGGACCACAAAAGGUAGUAAUCUCAGGAUUACUGCCUGUGCCACUCGACAGUGAAUAGGAAUGGAAUAAAGUGGAGGAUAAAUGUGUGGCUUAGGGAUUGGAGCAGGGGGCAGGGAUUUAAGUUUCUGGAUCAUUGGGACUGCUUUUGGGGCAGGUGUGACCUGUACAAAAAGGACGGGUUGCACUUGAAUCCUAGGGGGACCAAUAUCCUGGUGGGGAGAUUUGCUAAGGCUACUGGGGAGACUUUAAACAAGAAUGGUUGGUGGAUGGAAAUCAAAUUGAAGACACUAGGGUAGAGGAGGUUAGUUCACAAAUAGAGAAAGCUAGUAGACAGUGUGUGAGGAAGGAUAGGCAGCUGAAAGAGAAGGGGUAAAAAAGAUAAAUGUAAAAAGAAUCUUAAAGAAAUUAGACAAGCUAAGAUAUGAGAUUGAUUUUCGCCUUACUUGCCAAAUAAAUCCAAAGAGUUUCUGCAGUUAUAUUAAUACAAAAGGAUAGUGAGGGAUAAAAUUGGUCCCUUAGAGAAUCAGAGUGGACAGCUAUGUGUGGAGCCAAAAGAGAUGGGGGAGAUUUUGAACAAUUUCUUUUCUUUAGUAUUCACUAAGGAGAAGGAUAUUGAAUUGUGUAAGGUAAGGGAAACAAGUAAAGUAGUUAUGGAAACUAUGAUGAUUAAAGAGGAAGUACUGGUGCUUUAAAAUAAUAUAAAAGUGGAUAAGUCCUGACAGGAUAUUCCCUAGGACCUUGAGAAAUAGCAGGGGCUCUGACAGAAAUAUUACAAAUGUCAUUAGAAUCGAGGAUGGUGCCAGAGGAUUAGCGUAUUGCUCAUGUAGUUCCAUUGUUUAAAAAGGGUUAUAUGAGUAAACCUAGCCUGUCGGUUAUAGGCCUGUCAGUUUGACGUCAGUGGUGGGUAAAUUAAUGGAAAGUAUUCUUAGCUAUGGUAUAUAUAAUUAUCUAAUAGACAGGUCUGCUUAGGAAAAGUCAACAUGGACGUGUGCGGAAGGUCAUGUUUGACAAAUCUUCCUGAAUUUUUUGAAGAGGUUACUAGGAAAUUUGAUGAGGGUAAAGCAGUGGAUGUUGUCUAUAUGGACUUCAGUAAGGCCUUUGACAAGGUUCCACACGGAAAGUUAGUUGGGAAGGUUCGAUUGUUAGGUAUUAAUAUUGAAGUAGUAAAAUGGAUUCAACAGUGGCUGGAUGGGAGAUGCCAGAGAGUAGUGGUGGAUAACUGUUUGUCAGGUUGGAGGCCGGUGACUAGUGGUGUGCCUCAGGGAUCUGUACUGGGUCCAAUGUUGUUUGUCAUAUACAUUAAUGAUCUGGAUGAUGGGGUGGUAAAUUGGAUUAGUAAAUAUGCAGAUGGUACCAAGAUAGGUGGCGUUGUGGAUAAUGAAGUAGGUUUUCAAAGCUUGCAGAGAUUUAGACCAGUUAGAAGAGUGGGCUGAAAGAUGGCAGAUGCAGUUUAAUGCUGUUAAGUGUGAGGCGCUACAUUUUGGUAGGACUAAUCAAAAUAGGUCAUACAUGGUAAAUGGUAGGGCAUUGAAGAAUGCAGGAGAACAGUGAUCUAGGAAUAAUGGUGCAUAGUUCCCUGAAGGUGGAAUCUCAUGUGGAUAGGGUGGUGAAGAAAGCUUUUGGGAUGCUGGUCUUUAUAAAUCAGAGCAUUGAGUAUAGGAGUUGGGAUGUAAUGUUAAAAUUGUACAAGGCAUUGGUAAGGCCAAAUUUGGAGUAUUGUGUACAGUUCUGGUCACCGAAUUAUAGGAAAGGUAUCAACAAAAUAGAGAAAGUACAGCGAAGAUUUACUAGAAUGUUACCUGGGUUUCAGCACCUAAGUUACAGGGAAAGGCUGAACAAGUUAGGUCUUUAUUCUUUGGAGCGCAGAAGGUUGAGGGGGGGGGGGGGGGGACUUGAUAGAGGUAUUUAAAAUAAUGAGGGGGAUAGAUUGAGUUGACGUGGAUAGGCUUUUUCCAUUGAGUAGGGGAGAUUCAAACAAGAGGACAUGAGUUGAGAGCUGAGGGGCAAAUGUUUAGGGGGUAACAUGAGGGGGAACUUAUUUACUCAGAGUGGUAGCUGUGUGGAACGAGAUUCCAGUAGUAGAGGCAGGUUGAAUGUUGUCUUUAAAAAAAAAAUUGGAUAGGUAUAUCGACAGGAAAGGAAUGGAGGGUUCUGGGCUGAGUGCAGGUCGGUGUGACUAGGUGAGAGUAAGCGUUCGGCAAGGACUAGAAGGGGGGAGUUGGCCUGUUUCCGUGCUGUAAUUGUUAUAUGGUUAUAUUUUAUAACUUCUCUGCCAGGAGUGAGCCAGCUGUUCCAAAUAUACUUGUACCCAAAAUGUAUUAUUUGGCAUCAGUCUAAAGGAAUAAGCACAAAAGUGAGAUUCUCAGAGACUGUUUGGUUUUCCAUAAUUAGAUAAAGAAAAUUACUUUUCUAACUUAUUAUCUAGAUAAUCACAAAUUCUUAGACAGGCAUGCAUUAUACCUGAACAUAUCCAGCAUCAAGUAUAACAUUCUCCAUCAAUUUUACCAUAUUAACCACUGUCUGAAAUAGGAUCCACAGCGACAAGACAAAUAUUUCCAGUAAUGUGUUGUUUAUGUUCCUGCAGUUAACUUUAAAAUGAGUAGGUCAAUUAAUUUGGACCAGUUAGCCUCACAGUGGUAUAAUGUAAAAGAUGAAAGAAAAUUGAAGUAAAAUUAAAGAAUAAUCAAAAACAGUUGGCAUGAAUUUGAUUAGAGAGAGCAAUAUCAAACCAUGGUUUAAUUUUAAAGGUAACAAGGGUUGAAGGAUUAUUGCAAGGCAUUUAAUAAGGGCAGAAAAAAGCAGCACAACAAAAACCAUUUGUUCAAAUUAGUUCAAUAGCAGAAGGCAAUAGUGGUUGCAGUUGGAAGGCCAUUUAGUACUGAGACCUGCAGAACCCAACUUCUUGUCUUUCAUUGUAUGUACUACUCAUUUAGACUCGAACAAUUAAGGCCACAGAUUUUUACGAACAGUUUACAUUCCUGAGAGCAGUAGCUCAACUGUACCAAUGGGGUGUUCACUUGGCAGAGAGGUGGCUGUUAGUCUUGGAAAAGCCUGAUGUCAUGCAUUUUCAGGGAAAACGAGGCAAGGAGUAUUAAAUGGCAAGUGUGAACUGCUAAAGUAGAGGAUAUUAGUAUGUACUGCAAAUGAUUCCUGAUGAUGGGCUAGGAUAGCCCCUAUGGUGUAUAUUUCUGAUCUAUACCAGUGUAAAGUGCUUCUGUCCAUUUUGAAAUCUCUUAUGAGGAUGUGACCAGGCAUAUAGAUGAGGGUAGUGCAGUGGAUGUGAUCUACAUGGAUUUUAGUAAGGCAUUUGACAAGGUACCACACAGUAGGCUUAUUCAGAAAGUCAGAAGACAUGGGCUUGCCUGCAGAAACAGAGGAUCAUGGUGGAGGGAGUACAUUCAGAUUGGUUGUGACUAGUGGUGUCCCACAAGGAUCGGUUCUGGGACCUUUACUUUUCGUGAUUUUUAUUAAUGACCUGGAUGUGGGGGUAGAAGAGUGGAUUGGCAAGUUUGCAGACGACACAAAGGUUGGUGGUGUUGUAGAUAGUGUAGAGGAUUGUCAAAGAUUGCAGAGAGACAUUGAUAGAAUGCAGAAGUGGGCUAAGAAGUGGCAGGUGGAGUUCAAACUGGAAAAGUGUGAGGUGGUACACUUUGGAAGGACAAACUCCAAGGCAGAGUACAAAGUAAAUGGCAGGAUACUUGGUAGUGUGGAGGAGCAGAGGGAUCUGGGGGUACAUGUCCACAGAUCCCUGAAGGUUGCCUCACAGGUAGAUAGGGUAGUUAAGAAAGCUUAUGGAGUGUUAGCUUUCACAAGUUGUGGGACAGAGUUUAAGAGUCGCAGGGCAAUGAUGCAACUCUAUAAAACUCUAGUUAGGCCACACUUGGGGAGUACUGUGUCCAGUUCUGGUCGCCUCACUAUAGGAAGGAUGUGGAAGCAUUGGAAAGGGUACAGAGGAGAUUUACCAGGAUGCUGCAUUAUGAUCAGAGAUUAAGGAAGCUAGGACUUUACUCUUUGGAGAGGAGGAUGAGAAGAGACGAUAGAGUAUUCCAGGAUAUUAAGAGGACUAGAUAGAGUGGACAGCCAGCGCCUCUUCCCCAGGGCAUCACUGCUCAAUACAAAAGGACAUGGCUUUAUGGUAAGGGGUGUAAAGUUCAAGGGGGAUAUUAGAGGAAGGAUUUUUUUUAACCGAGUGUUUGGCGUGUGGAAUGUACUGCCCGAGUCAGUGGUGGAGGCAGAUACACAAGUGAAAUUUAAGAGACUACUAGACAGGUAUACGGAGGAAUUUACAGUGGAGGAUUAUAUGGGAGGCAGGGUUUAAGGGUCGGCACAUUGUGGGCUGAAGGGCCUGUACUAUGCUGUAUUGUUCUAUGUUUUAUAAAUAUGCACUUUGGAAAUGGAGUAAGUAAACUUUGAUUAAAGCUUGUCCAUGUGAUAAGGAGGUCCUGUACAGAUAAAAAAAAACAUUUUCUGAUAGCAUAACCACACAGGCAUCGAUAAAAAAACUCGUCAUGCUGUCAAAGAAGAAAUGUUGAAUGUCACAACAAAACAAAACAAAACAGCAGGCAUAUCCCAACCAGAUACAUAGGAAUAGUACAUAUCUUUGGUUCUGCUCAUUAAAAACAUAACUCAAAAGAGAAAAUUAAGACCACCCAUAUAAUUUUCAUUUAAAUUAUAUGGAUAGCAAGUUAAGGAAAGAUACAGGGCUACAGUACUAAACAUUGGUCUUCAAGGUUUCAAAGCAGAAAUCCAAAGGCAAUAUUGACCAAUAUUCCCAAAACCAAGCCAAAUCCGUAUCUUAAGAAAAAAAUCCCAUUAUGGCUCCAUGUCACAUUCUUUGUUUGAGAUAUGGGAAUUUUGCUAGACUGCCAACCUCCCAGUUAACUAUUUCUGCACCAGAUGCACCGAGCUGAAGCUCCCUCAGAGAGCAUGUUUAGGAAUUGCAGCUGUGCUUGAUUGAUCUUUGGCUCAUACAGGAAACUAACAGUAAUAGAUAGCAGCUACAAAAGGAUGGUCACCCCUAAGUUGCAGAAAUACCGGUGACUGUCAGGAGAGGUAAGGGGAAUAGGCAGCCAGUACAGAGUACCACUUUGGAUAAUGCUGGGGGUGGGGGGGCAGAGAAGAGAAACAACUUGCCAGGGAAUCUACAGUGACUGGGUCUCUGGUGCUGUGGCUCAGAAAGGAAGGGGGCAAGAAGAGGGCUGCAGCAGUGAUACAGAAUUCCAUAGAGACGAGAUUCUAUGGACAUGACAAACAUCCAAACACACUAUUGCCUCCCAGGAAUCAGGGUCAGGGUCUUCACAGAUCAGGCCCGUGGCAUUCAAAAAUGGAGAAGGUAUGCUGGCAGAAGUCUUGGUACUUAUUGGCACCAAAGAUAUAGGUAGAAAAACAUAGGUAGAGGUAGAGAUCCUGAAGAGAGAACUUGGGGUGAUACGUAGAAAGCUGAAAAGCAGGACCUCCAGAAUAGUAAUAUUCAGAGUGCUGCCUGUGACAUGCACCACUGAGAUUUAGAAUAAGAUGAAUGCAUGACUGAGGAAUUGAUGUAGCAGGCAGGGUUGCAGAGUUAUUAUCAGCAUCUCUUCUGGGGAAGGUAUGACUUGCAAAAAUGGACUGGGUUAUACCUAAACUUUGGGGGGGGGGGGGCAAGAUCCUUGCAGUAAAUUUGCUAGAACUAGUGGGGAGGGUUUAAACUAAUUUGGCAGGGGGAUGGGAAAGUGAUACGGCUUUUGUUGAUUGGCAGGAGACUAAGCUUGGGAAUAAAGGCAGCCUUUUCUGAUUGGCUGCCAGAGACUAGUGGUGUUCCACAGAGAUCGAUACUGGGACUGGUUUUUACAGUUUGUCAAUUAUUUGAAUGGCGGAAUUGAUGGCUUUGUGGCCAAGUUUGCAAACAAUACCAACAUAGGUGGAAGGGCAGGUAGUGUUGAGGGAAGCAGUUAAGUCUGCAGAAGGACUUAAACAGAUUAGGAGAAUGGGGAAAGAGGUGGCAGAUGGAAUAUAGUAUCAGGAGCUCCAUGGUAAUAUGCUUUGGUAGAAGAAAUUAAAGCAGAGACUAAACAGGAAUAAAAUUCAAAAACUGAAGGUGCAAUGGGACUUCGGAGUUCUCAUGCAGGAUUUCCUAAAGGUUAACUUUGCAGGGCAAGUUGGUGGCAAGGAAGGUAAAUUGCAUAUUAGCAUUCAUUUUGGGAGGACUGAAAUAUGAAAACAAAGAUGUAAUGCUGAUGCUUUAGAUACCUCACUUGGAGUAUUGAGAGCAGAUCUGGGUUUCUUAUCUGAUGUUUUGACAUUGGAGGGGUUUCAAAGGAGGUUCAGAAAAUGAUUCUGGGAAUUAAAGAUUUAUUAUAUGAGGCACGUUUGAUGACUCUGGGUCUUUUCUUGCUGGAACUUAGAAUAAUUGGGGGGGGGAAGGGAUCUCAUUGAAACCCAUCGGAUGUUGAAAGGGUGGAUGUAGAUAAGAGUGGAUGUGGAGAUGUUUCCUAUAGGACCAAUGGGUACAACCUCAGGAUAGCAGGACAUCCAUUUAGGAUGAGGGGAAAUUUCGGGGGAAGGGAUCUCAUUGAAACCCAUCGGAUGUUGAAAGGGUGGAUGUAGAUAAGAGUGGAUGUGGAGAUGUUUCCUAUAGGACCAAUGGGUACAACCUCAGGAUAGCAGGACAUCCAUUUAGGAUGAGGGGAAAUUUCUUUAGGCAAAGAGUGGCGUAUCUGUGGAAUUCAUUGCCGUAGGUGGCUUUGGAGGCCAGGUCACUGAGUGUAUUUAAGAUGGAGGUUGAUAGAUUCUUCAUAAGUCAGGGCACGAAAGGUUAUGGGGAGAAGGUAGGAGAAUUCUGUUGAAGGAGAAACAGACCCGCCACGAUCAAAUGGCAGAGUAUACACGAUGUGCUGAAUAGCCCAAAUAGUCCUAGGAAGAAGCAAAGUGGGGAAGAGAGAAUAUAAGUACUAUUAAAUAUCCACUGCAAGUGGACAGCAUAUGUACUGAUUUGGUUUGACAUGGUCCAAACAAGUUUAGGUUCCCAUUCUUGCUGCCAGUUUAAAAACGGACACUGGAUCAAGUAUACUGUCAACGGAUUAUGGCAUACUGCUGAAAUUCACAGCGAGUACCCAGGGAAAAUACAAACACAGCAAUCUGUUCCCCAAAUUUAAAAAAUUAUUUCCCUCAUUUGUGUACACACCCCAUUUCUGGUACAGAGAUACUGCACAGGCACUAAGGGGAACAAAGCUUAAAAUGCCUAAAAAAUAUACAAUUUGUUUUUAUUGGUUCAUAUCAAAUAUUUAUCUUAAUUACAAUUAAAUACAAAAGAUCUGGAGAGAUAACAUCAAUACUAAAACUAAAUGUUUACCAGUUUAAUUUUAUCAGUUACAGAAAAACAUUUUCAAGUGAGCCUUCUUUCAUCCAUAAACCCAGCAUCAUACAGUUAAUGUGGACAAUGUCAGCACAUUCAAGUACAGGUCGACUGUCACUAAUCCGACUACCUGUAAUCCGGUUCCUUCGAUAAUCCAGCACUGAUUUCAAAUUUUCCAUGCAACUGUAAUUUCAAAUUUCCCAGGCCACCAUACCAAUCUGUUGUGGAUUGUUUUGGUUGCGCUAGAUCUGUUCAUGUGUUGGCACACUCUCAUAAGCACAGACAGGCAAUUCCUGUUUGUUUUCCUGCAUUUAUUAAUAUCAUUUGCAUGAGUCGCGGCUGUCCAUCUCACCCGCAGGGGAGCUGGUGUGCGCUGGGUCGGUCUGCCUUCUCACCUGCCUGCCGGCAGUUGCGUGCUGUCCUCCAGCAUCGCCCAGCCGGCGCACCGUUCUCUUCUGCUGAAUUUAAGCAUAUUAUUAAGCGGAGGAAAAGAAACUAACAAGGAUUCCCUCAGUAACUGCGAGUGAAGAGGGAAGAGCCCAGUGCCGAAUCCCCGGCCACUUGGCAAUUGUGUGAAAUGUGGCUAUCUCUGACUUCUGCUUACCCAGAUGAACUGUUGUGCCAGUUUCACCACCAGUUCCUGAUGCUUCACUCAUUUUUCAAGAUGAAGAUGUUGAUGAUCCUGACAACCCCACACUUGCAGACAUGUAACUUUGCCUGAAGAUAUAUUAAACAUCUCACUUUUGAAGUGGAAGUGCUCAACUGUUCUAUAUAAGUUAAUUCCUGUACAUUUAACUGCACCUUUUAUUUUAUCUGUGCCUGUACAGUAUAUUACUUUAUUAAAAUUUCACUUCCUA
Molecule: messenger RNA, 13065 nt
Organism: Hypanus sabinus (Atlantic stingray)
Lineage: Eukaryota; Metazoa; Chordata; Chondrichthyes; Myliobatiformes; Dasyatidae
Product: protein phosphatase 1M-like
Exons: 11
Coding region: 1-1392 (463 amino acids)
Biological process (GO): protein dephosphorylation
Molecular function (GO): protein serine/threonine phosphatase activity
Source: RefSeq, a predicted model, not a curated record